Canariomyces notabilis is the source of this 520-nucleotide messenger RNA. RefSeq lists its product as uncharacterized. The transcript has 2 exons. NCBI's taxonomy places the organism in Eukaryota, Fungi, Ascomycota, Sordariomycetes, Sordariales, Chaetomiaceae. The record is from RefSeq and is a predicted model, not a curated record. The coding region runs from base 13 to 480 and encodes 155 amino acids.
CUUACUUGCAAGAUGGUCGCGCGCGUGAAGCGCUGCGAGGCCUGUGUCCGUCGUGGUCGUUCCUGCGAUGGCUCCGGUGUCCCAAUCUCUACCCUGGACCGCAUUCUGCAAGAACAACGCCGUAUCAAGGACGCUGAACGUCGUGCCGAGCUCGAGCUCGACGAGUCCCAGCGCCGUUUGGAGGAGGCCCAGCGCGAACUAUCCGAAAAACUCGCGCGACUCCGACGUCUCCGCCAGCAGAAGGAGUUCUUGGUGGAGAGAGGCGUCGACAUGGUGGCGCGUGGCCUGUCGACUUUGGACGAACUAGAGUCUGCUAAACGCGAGGAGUCGUCUGCUGCGCCCGAGGCGCAGCUCAGUGGUGCCGUCGAUGUGGUCGACUGGGGCGCCGUUUCGGGGACCGUUCCGGAGCUGGAGCAGUGGGUCGAUCCGGGUUCCUCUGGUGGAACUCUGCCAGUUUCUCAGGGCAGUGGAGGUUCGUAGCUGGUUCCCAUGAGUUGUCUUCUGGGCCGAAAUCCAACCA